GGAAGUGGGGAAGCUGAAGUUGUUUAUCUGCUCAGUGUGGAGUUAAAUCUUCAUUAAGACACCAUGAAAACUUCAUCUGUCUCUCUGCUACUCGGUUAUGUCUACCUGAGUUGUGUCGAUGAUGGUCAGACAGCUGAUGGAUGGAGAGUAAAGAGGACCAGAGGAGUAUCCACUGAGGGCUGUAGUACAGCUGCAGACUUUAGAAGGUUUAAUAAUUCCUUCUGUGUUCUGGAUCUCUCCGUCUCAUCUGGUGGAAGUUUCUGGUGUGAAAACUCAUCUGGACAGAAGAGCGAUGAAGUCUCCAUCGCUGUUUCAGAAAAACAGUUGAUCCUGGAGAUCCCAGCGCUUCCAGUGAACACAGGAAGUAAUGUCACUCUGCUCUGCAAACCCAGAAACGGUUCAGCAAAAAAAUCGUAUUUCUUCAGAGAUAAAGUCAAACUUGGACAUGGAACUGAAGGAAAAUGGAUUCUCCAUAAUGUGCAGCAGUCUGAUGAAGGGCUCUACUCGUGUUCUACUCUUAUUCAUCAGUCUCCUCAAAGCAGGCUGAAGGUCAAAGAGCCUCCUCCUCCCCCUCACACAACCAUAAUGUACACUCCUUCACCCUCACCCUCACACUCACCCUCACAUUCACCCUCACACUCACCCUCGCCCUCUGGUAAUACUGAGCCUUCGGCCUCUUCCUCUCUUCGUCCUCGUUCACCCUCUGUGUCUGUACUAAGACUCUUCUGCCACCUGCUGGUUUUCUGUCCAUACUUCAUCUCUACCAUCCUGCUGCUGUUGAUCUGCUGCAGCAGGAAAUGAGGUAACAAACAUGAUGUAUCCAUGGAGAUGACCGAGGAAGAGGAUUGAAGCUGCAACAUUUUCAGUGUUUCAGUGAUUUCUUUUUUAAUCUGUUGCAUUGAUGCGUGUGGGGUUUUUUUAAGGUUCAUGAUUACACUAAAAAAUCAAACAUUUGUGAAAUAUGAAAAAACUGGGCUAAUAUAGGUGUAUUUAUGUUUGUUAAAUGAUUUAUAAUUAUUGGUUGUAUUUGUAUUAAAGGAAAUUCAGAUCA
Haplochromis burtoni (Burton's mouthbrooder) is the source of this 1051-nucleotide messenger RNA. Its product is annotated as Fc receptor-like protein 5. The record is from RefSeq and is a predicted model, not a curated record. Gene Ontology annotation, biological process: cell surface receptor signaling pathway. Gene Ontology annotation, molecular function: transmembrane signaling receptor activity. NCBI's taxonomy places the organism in Eukaryota, Metazoa, Chordata, Actinopteri, Cichliformes, Cichlidae.